Messenger RNA from Paramecium octaurelia, 607 nucleotides. Lineage: Eukaryota; Ciliophora; Oligohymenophorea; Peniculida; Parameciidae. The record is from the annotation of a GenBank genome assembly.
AUGAAUUAAAAAGAACAAAUUAACCCAUUCAAAGCUUAUGGAACAAAGGAAGUUUGGGAAAAAAUAAAUGAAUCUGGGAAAAACAAGGAAGUAACUAUAGGCUUUUAAUAGUUAGUAUGUGAGAUUUCCAGGAAUUGGCAUUGAACAAACUCCAUUCUAUUAAAUGUAAAAAUAACACGCAGAAAAAAACCAAAGCAAGAAAUAGGACUUCUUAAGCAAGUUAAAUAAAUUUGAAUAUUUUCCUUCAGGAAAUCAAAAGAAGUUAGACAUACAAGGAAUGGUAUAGUUACAUAAUAUAAAUAAGUUUUCUCAAAUUGAUGAUGUUAAAAAAUACUAAGCAAGAAUGGAGAGGAUAGACCCAAUUAACAAAAACUGUAUUCUUUUGGAUUUAUUCAUUUUAGUGUUGUAACAUAAAUUGCACAAAGCAUUAGAAACAGCUUCAUUUUUAUGGGGUGAUUAGAUGAGACAUGAUGGGAGCUUGGGGACUUUAGAUUCAAUCAACAAUUUAUUGAAUUAGUCAUAAAAGAAGCUUGAAUAACGAAAUCAGAGUUCAUAAUUUAUAUUUACAAAGGGACAUCAUAAGGUAAGGCUUGGACACGAAAUAUGA